This is a messenger RNA of Dreissena polymorpha, 5215 nucleotides long. RefSeq lists its product as uncharacterized. The record is from RefSeq and is a predicted model, not a curated record. Bases 33 to 1313 code for a protein of 426 amino acids. NCBI's taxonomy places the organism in Eukaryota, Metazoa, Mollusca, Bivalvia, Myida, Dreissenidae. The transcript is spliced from 8 exons.
AAUAAUAACUGAGUGCAUCGAUAGUUAUAAGCAUGCGUUUGCUUUUACAGCUAACUCCGAAACAGUUAUUCCUCCCUCAACGUCAAAUGGCCAAUAAUCUUGAGCUGGCGUACAUGAUGGCAUGUAAGCACACUGAAGUUGCGGGAAAAGUUCUACAGACAGCGCAUGGCGCUCGAACUGAACAUUUGAUGGCUCUAGGAAUGAUGCAGAAACUGAAGGUUACGUCAAAGCAUAUAAUUGACACACUCAUCCCCUAUAUUAAAUUAGGAGUAGAAAAGAAGGACCCAAAACUCGUACUUAAGACCAUAACGAUGGCGACCAAGUACAUAACAGAUAUGGAGAAGAAAUCGUCGGAAACCGUUCAGAGCUACAACGAAUUUCAGAAAAAAAUAAUAGAGAUGCAAAUGUAUCUAAAUGGUAAAGUAGAAGAUAUUGGAGAAGAAACAAGGAAACUUCAAAGAGCCAUUGCAAUGCAGAAACAAUUACUUGCAGAAGCAAUCGCCUAUAAAGAAGAAAAGGAAAAAGAGAAAAAUGAGUUAACAAAAGAAAUGGAAGAUAUGAAAAUUGAACACGAAAGAAGCAUGAAACGUGCAGAGGAAGACUACAACAAAGGGAUCUCGUGGGCGAAAAAUCCUAAUUGGAUCGAUGGAAUCAUUGGAGGCGGAGCCCUUGCCGCAACAUUCAUACUUGGCCCCGGUGCCCUUUUAGUAGGAGCAGGAUACGGGACACUAAGGGGUAUUAUUUCUCCGAUGGUCGUUAACGCCAGCAUCAAUACCAAGAAUGAACACCUUCGACAGCUGCAGGCACAAACAGCUGAACAACAAAACAAAUUGCGAUCAGAAAUAACCGAAGCCAAUAAAAGCAUACUUGAUUGCAGAUACAACACGCUGGAACUGGAAGCAAAGUCGUCUGAUCUUGCAGAUAAGAAAGCUGCACUGGUCGAUGCAAGACAAAUCCAAGACACAGCUAAAUAUGCAAUUCGUUUAGGAGGUCAGUUCACGGCGAUGCAAUUGUUUUGGCAGAAGAUGAGUGAAUCGCACCAUGCGAUGGAAAUGAGGAUAAAGGCCAACGAGCUACUUCUAGAUGAUGCUGAAUACGGUUUGCUUAUCUUAGCAUCAUGUGAACAAGCGCUAACGGACUGGAACAUUAUACUGGAUAUCUGCACUAAGUACGAACAGACAAGCGCCUUGGAACUGAAAGAAAAUUACAAGUUUGUUGCUGUACAAUUCGACACAAUGCCAGAGGAUGUCAAAGGAAAAAGGAAGGAAGCUUUAAUUUCAUCCAUUACAAGCGCCGAUGAAGAUCUUAAUUAAACAAAGAUAAUUCAAAUCGGGGAAUUAUUUGAUACAUUAUUUAUCUAGCAAGAAACUCUAACCAAUAUUAUUUAAAAUUGAAAUGCGCUUAUUCUGAAUUUUCAUUAAAACUGGCUUUUGCUGUUCAGGAUGACUAUUUUCGUAUAAAAACAGCACAAGUGGAACACCAUGCAUUACAUGAAAGUAUAAUUUCGAAAUUUUAUAUUAAAUAUAAGCGCCUCAUAAUAAAUAAUCGAAGGUCAGCACCAGUAUUUGUCAAUAAUAUUCCAACCCGAUCGUAAAAAAAUAAUUUUGAGUACUAAAUAGAAAUGAAAUUGUAUCGUUUUGCCUUUAAUUUGUACAGCAUUUAAUGCAUAUUGAUAAUAACAUUGAGAAAAUUAAAUAUUAUUGAACAUUAUUGAAAAAUCAAAACUGAUAGUAUUGAUAUUAAUUAAGUAGACAAAUAAAUGUAAUUAUUGCCCCUUCUAUACAACGCAUUUUGAAAGAUAAAACGUCUACUGUAAUAUAUUUAUAGAUAAUAAGCAUUCAUUGCAUUAACAAUUAAAAAACAUGCAGGAAUAUGUCUCAAAUUGCGAAAUUAUUAAAUAAGUAUAAUACAGUUGUUUCAUCAUUACAUAUUUUUGUAUGAAAUUUCAAUUUCAGAUUAUAAAUAUAAGUUUACAAAGGUUGUCCUAGUAUAUAUGUUUAUCCUGCCUCUGUUGCAAACAUUGACCUAAUAAAGCAGGGUCGAAUAAACUAGUUGAUCUCCGGCAACCGUAAGUACGUAUUCCUACGCGCCGAUUAACAUGUUCUAAUAUUUAAUCUUUUACAAAAUGUCAAUGCGAAAUUCCUGAGAAAUGUUUGGUCAAGACAAAAUGAUAGUAAAAGUAAAAGAUGUGUAUUAAAUUCAAGCAAACAUAUAGCAAAGAAGUUAUCAUAUUUGCCUUAACAUAUAUGUACUAAUAAUUUUUAAUAAACGGCGUUCGUUAUACAAAUAGACCGGUUACACUCCCCUUAUACACACUUAUUUUCAGUCGUCUGCAAUUGAUUUAGUUGUUCAAUGAAAUAUAAUUAUAUCGAACAAACUUACACUAUAUUUGAUAAACAUCCAUAUCCUUAUUAGCAGGCGCAACUGUUAAUAAUUAUUAAGUUUAUAUGAAAUAAUUCAUCGUGAAGUGUGACAUUUAACUUUUCAUCCGUUUUCACAGACACUUGUUUCAGUCAACGACCUUCAAAUUGAACAAAAAUUGAGUUUUUAUUUUGAUGUUGCAUUUUUUUUCAUUUCUAACAAUAAACACAUCAUAUUCUCGAUUCAUUUUUAUUUCUCAUUUAUUUUCUGUAGGAAAUUAUUAAAGGGAACAGUUUAAUGUGAAACUAUAUUUUACGUGACAUAAUCGGUAGUUAUUCGGUCGUAAGGAAUGUUGUGUAUUUCUUGGAGGCCCGACUUGAAUAAUUAAUUAUUUUAUGUCAAUUAAUAGUUUGCCUUUGAUAACAUGUGUUAAAGACAUAAUUUAAAAUGAAUCAGGAUAAAUCGAAUUCAUGGUUGUUGCCGAGAUGGAGAAAGUUUAUCCGGUUCGGCCCGAAAAAAAAUAGGUCUCGCUAAAGCUCGUCCUAUUUUCUUUUUCUAAGCCUCAACGAAUAAACUUUCUCCAUCUCGGCACCAACCAUGUAUUCUCUAUUUUCGCUUAUCAAAUAUGUAAACCCUGUUUCUUUCCUCCUAGUGGGUUGCUUUAUUCUGCAAGAUUUUGAUAGCAUGGUUAUUUGUAUGAAAAAAAAAGUAAGUAAUAUUAACAUUCUUUUCAUAUUUAUCUUUUUUUCAACAUUUAAUGAACUGUAAUGUCCUUUUUAUAUGUCCAGGGUUAGGUUUAAAACACUUUUUUUCAAUUUUCUAUUUUCAUCCGUGUUAGUUGCUUAUAGAUAAAUGCCUUCUAGGAACAUCACAUAGUAAAAGAGAAAUACUGACCAAGGGCUUAAACCUAGAUAAACAAGCAUGAUCCCAUAAUAAUAUAUGUGUGUUUAAAAUUACACAAUUAUCAAGUGUUGCUAAGGAUUUCACGAUCAAUGCCCACCCAAGGUUCUUGUAUUGCAUGCGGACACUUAAUUAUAAAGUAAUGUAUAUUUAUAAAGAAUCUGUUUAUAAGGUUUAUUAUCGCCUGCUCACGUGAAAUGAAAUGGCAUGCACAAAUGUGUUUUCCUUUCGUGCGAAUAUUUCUUUUUGUGUGUGUGUUUUAAAGCUAUGUACUUAAUUUCGUAAUUGGUGUGUUGUAUGGAAACGCUUUGUUUUAUCUAUUUACCACUGCAUUCAAUUAUUCUUGCUUGUAUCUUGUGUAUCUUGUUUGAUGAUUCUAUUAUAUAGCUCAUAUUGAUAAAUACAUUUAUGUUAUGAAAAAUUAAAUUGCAUUAUAUAAUACAUCAAAAUAUAAUUUUCAAAUAUGCUAUUGUCAUAUUUUGCAUUGGUUUAACACUGUUUCUUAAUCAAAUGUGUGUUUUCUUGUUCUUGCUAAUUGGUAUUUUGUUAAACUAUAACUUAUACUUCAUUUAUUUUGUUUUUUGAAUUCAAAGUUUAUUUUAUUCACUUAGAAUUAAGCCGUUUCUAAAGAAUCACUAAUUGUUUUUUAAAUGCAAAUGAUUAUAAUGCGGAUGCUUUUCUUUUACAUAUUAUUGUUUUUAUUUAGACACAUAAAAAUCAAUUAUUGGAAAACAAAAUAACCCAUAUUUAAAAAGAAAGUCUUCAUUUUCAGUCAUUCGCGCGGUUGAUUAAACAAAUAACAGACUAGUAUACUUGCUUAUAAUAUGAUUUUCUUAUAAUGUUGACUUAGUUAUACUUUUGCAGCAAAGAUUCAUUUGUAAAUUCAGAUUAUAUUUAAAAGCAAUAUUUGUUCAAAUGCUUGGACGCUAAGAUUCAAACUAAAUAUCAUUAUUACCAAUGAAUUGCAUAAAAUAUUUUGAACUAAAGCAACUCAAGGUAAAAUAUUAAGUUUUUAAGUAUAACAAGUAUUUUACGUUCUUCACCGUGUUUCUAAGUAUAUAUGCACUCGAGUGUGAUUUCGUGUUCGAAUUUUUUUUUUAAACACAAUAUGAUAUCUUAACAUAUAAUGUUUGUGCUAAAAAAGUUUCGUUUUUCGUUUUUGUCUUCGCAAAGGUGAUUUUUGAAAUUGAAGUACGAGUAGUUUGCAGUUGUUGAAUUUAAUAAAGUUCUGCACGUAACUGUUUGUAGUUAUAAAAUAGAAUCGUGUGUGUAAUAUUGCUGUCAUAGAUAAUAAUACCGAAUAAUGUGCGGAAUAUAAUUAUCUCUAUUUAUAUGUUUACGAGCUUUAUUUUAUGAUAAUGAAUGUAAUUGGUUUAAAACUGUUUUGUACCAUUGUUCUAUAUCUGAAUAACAUGCAUUUCAUAUUUAAAUCAGACGCUUUAACACUAAGUCUCGUUUCGGCAAAAAUACAUUCAUAAAUAGAAAGUACAUUACUCACUAUACGUAAAAUAAAAAAAAUAAAAAAAUAAUGCAAAGAUUGUAUAACUUGUAUAAAUAUAUCCUUUUUAACAAAAUGGCUAAGUUUGCGUCAGCUUUAGGUAAAAUUUUGAUAUUCUUGAAGAAUAUUCUGUCACGGACGAACAUUUCUGAGUUAUAUCUAUGCAAAAUAAAGUUAUAUGCAUGCAAAGUAACGCACAUUUGAAUGUAUGUUAAUCAACUACCAAGUUGUGUUGCUCGUUGUAAUAAAAUGUAUAUUAUCGAUAUGUAAAUAAGAGACGUGCAUUAUCUUUACUUAGUCGGUCACGUGGCAGUUUUACUUCACAAACUUAGACACAUGUUUAAAUUAAGUGGACAAUACGCCUUGCUAAUAAUCAAAUAUUUCUCUUUGGUUGAAAUGUUGUGUUUUUGUAUUGUAUGUCAAUUCAUUGUAUGGAUGAAUAAACUUUUGUUACAA